GCUAUGGAUACGGCCAGUGCACGUGGUGGUGAAAUACCUGUGUUUACGGUGGACGCGUUUGCUUUGUCAGCGUUUGAAGGCAAUCCCGCCGCUGUUUGUCUUGUUAGCGACGAGCAGAAGAAGACAUUGAAUUUCGAUGAGAAUUUGAUGCAGAAGAUAGCAACGGAGAUGAACUUGUCCGAGACUGCUUUUAUUUUCAUGGUUGACGGGAAUUCGUUCCUUUCUGGUGAACGCUUUGGCUUGCGUUGGUUUACUCCCAAGUGUGAAGUUCCUUUGUGUGGCCAUGCCACGUUGGCAUCUGCUGCCAUCAUCUUCUCUGUUUGCAAAAACGCAUCAGAAAAUAUUACUUUUGAGACACUGAGUGGUGAGCUGAUGGCUCGCCAAAGUGGCAAAGGUAGCAUCACUCUUGAUUUUCCUCUCAAUCCACCUGAACCGUAUGAUAGGGAUAAGGUGGAGUCAUUGGUGAGGGCAGCUGUAGGUGAAGUAACAGUGAAGGAAGUGCAGUACUCUCCAACCACCAAGAAAUUGUUAGUCAGACUCGAUGACUCUGUAACUCGUCAAAUGUUAGAGAAUUUAAAUCCGGAUUCAUCGGACUUACUUUCAGCUCAUUCAGGCGACUCUGUCCGUGGUGUCAUAGUUACUGUACUUGGGUCAGAACCGUAUAAUUUCUAUUCUAGAUACUUUGCUCCUUGGGUUGGGAUCAGCGAAGAUCCAGUGACCGGCUCAGCUCAUACAGUCUUGGCUGCCUAUUGGUGUAGAGUUCUAGGAAGACAGGAUCUGUUUGCAAGGCAAUGCUCAAAACGUGGUGGCGAUCUUCGACUCAACUUGAGGAGCGAUGGGCGAGUUGACAUUAUAGGAAUGGUACAUAUUGCCCUGAAGGGCACAUUUCAGUUGUGAGGAAACUUUUGUUGUAUGGUUUUAUUUCUUUAUUAUGAACACAGUGACUAACUAAACAAUCAAUAGCUGAACAUGAGAAAGAAUUCACAAUCCAUUGCUUAUCAAGGCACAU
This is a messenger RNA of Corticium candelabrum, 1009 nucleotides long. Its product is annotated as phenazine biosynthesis-like domain-containing protein. Gene Ontology annotation, cellular component: cytoplasm. The coding region runs from base 4 to 897 and encodes 297 amino acids. Gene Ontology annotation, molecular function: isomerase activity. The record is from RefSeq and is a predicted model, not a curated record. Gene Ontology annotation, biological process: biosynthetic process. Lineage: Eukaryota; Metazoa; Porifera; Homoscleromorpha; Homosclerophorida; Plakinidae. The transcript has a single exon.